CUUGUUCCCUUGGUGUGUAAUUCUACAGUUCUCUAGUUCCCCAUGUUCUCUAUUGGACGGUUCUCUAGUUCUUUAGUUCCAAAGUUCUCUAGUGCCCUGCCCCUGAACCCCCAGUUCCAUGGUUCCAUCAUUCUCUGGUUCCCUUGUUCUCUAGUUCUUAGGUUCCACGCUUCUCUAGUUCCGUGGUUCUGUAGUUCUACAGCUCUCUUGUUCCCUUUUUCCCUG
Geodia barretti is the source of this 225-nucleotide messenger RNA. The record is from the annotation of a GenBank genome assembly. NCBI's taxonomy places the organism in Eukaryota, Metazoa, Porifera, Demospongiae, Tetractinellida, Geodiidae.